Molecule: messenger RNA, 1383 nt
Organism: Juglans microcarpa x Juglans regia
Lineage: Eukaryota; Viridiplantae; Streptophyta; Magnoliopsida; Fagales; Juglandaceae
Product: SNF1-related protein kinase regulatory subunit beta-2-like
Molecular function (GO): protein binding
Source: RefSeq, a predicted model, not a curated record
AUAUUAGCUUAAUGGAACCAUUUUUCUUUAAUUAAACCUUCCCCCUCUCACUUUCUUCUCUGUGCUCUUCAGUGCUUGUCAAGGGCAUUCUUCUUCUUAUUAUUAUUAUUACCAUUAUUUAUUUAUUUAUUUAUUUUGUUGUUGUUGCUAUCAAGUUUUUGUUUUGGUAACAAAAUUCUCCAAAAUGGGGCAUCUAGAAGGGCUUCUCUCUGUUGAGUUGCCCUCGGUUUUCUUCAAUUCAUUGUGGGUAUAAGUAUAAUUGUGUUGUUGUGGGGGACUCCCAUUUGAGAUUCUGCAAGUGGGUUUCUUUUUCUUUUCUUUCUAUUUUUUUUGUUUUGUUUUCUUGUUGGGGAUAAUAAAAAUGGGUAAUGUGAAUGCAAGAGAAGAUGGGGGUGGUAGUUCAUCUGAGGCUGAGGAAGGUGGUGUAGAAGGAGGUGGUGGUGGUUCUGAGGAAGGCAUGGCUGCACCUGGCGGAGCUCAUGGUGCCUCUGUUUCUUCUCCUGACAUGAUGGGUCUCCCUCCUCAUAGCCCAAGAGCGACCCAGUCGCCUCUGAUGUUUACUCCACAAGUCCCUGUAGUUCCACUACAAAGACCUGAUGAGAUGUACAAUUCAAGCCAUUCAUGGAUGCAAACUGCUUCAGGGUACGAAGAUAUGUACAGUGAGCAAGGAAUUCCAACAAUGAUUACAUGGAGCUAUGAUGGCAAGGAAGUGGCAGUAGAGGGAUCGUGGGAUAAUUGGAAGACACGAUUGCCUCUGCAGAGAUCAGGAAAAGACUUCACUAUAAUGAAAGUUCUGCCGUCUGGUGUUUACCAGUACAGGUUUAUUGUCGAUGGACGUUGGAGGUAUGCCCCUGACUUGCCCUGGGCCCAAGAUCAGGCAGGAAACGCUUAUAAUGUUGUGGACUUGCAGGAUUAUGUUCCAGAAGACAUUGAAAGCAUUUCUAGUUUUGAACCUCCUCAGUCCCCAGACUCGAGUUAUAACAAUAUGCAACUUGGAUCUGAAGAUUUUGCCAAGGAGCCACCAUUGGUGCCUCCACAUUUGCAGAUGACUUUGCUCAACAUGCCUGCAUCCAACAUGGAGAUCUCACCUCCUUUGUCAAGACCUCAACACGUUGUGCUUAAUCAUCUUUACAUGCAAAAAGGGAAGAGCGGCCCAUCGGUGGUAGCACUUGGGACAACUCAUAGGUUUAGAGCUAAGUACGUGACAGUGGUGCUCUAUAAGUCAUUGCAGAGGUAAACACAUACAUCUAUGUCAACAUUUGUAAUCUUAAACUCUUUUAUGUAGUUAAUAUAUUUUAAGAGGUUGUUAUCCCAGCAGCUAGGAAGGAGCAUAAAAUCAAAUUCAACUAUUUUACUUCAAGUAAAGCAAUUGCUUAUUUGCCA